GAGCUGCUGAAAAGCAUGACUUCCUCUUCUGUUGUUGAUAAACCUCCGGUAAGACGGGUUGCUAUCUUUGGGGGAACUCAUGGCAAUGAGUUAUCAGGGGUAUUUUUGGUCAAGCACUGGCAAGAGAAUGGAGCUGAGAUUCAAAGAACAGGAAUGGAAGUGAAACCAUUUCUUACCAACCCAAGAGCUGUGAAGAAGUGUACUAGAUACAUUGACUGUGAUCUGAACCGUGUUUUUGACCCUGAUAAUCUUGGCAGGACAGUGGUGGAAGAUAUUCCAUAUGAAGUAAGAAGGGCUCAGGAAAUCAAUCAUAUAUUUGGUCCAAAAGGUAGUGAUGAUGCGUAUGACCUUAUUUUUGACCUUCACAACACCACUUCUAACAUGGGUGGUACCCUUAUUCUUGAAAACUCCAGGGAUGACUUUACAAUUCAAAUGUUUCAUUAUAUCAAGAACGCUUUGGCUCCAGAACACUGUCCUGUUUUGCUGAUUGAACAUCCUAGCUUGAAAUAUGCAACAACUCGAUCUGUAGCAAAACAUCCUGUUGGUGUGGAGGUGGGUCCCCAGCCACAAGGCGUUCUUAGAGCUGAUAUUUUGGACAAAAUGAGGAAGAUUGUCAAACAUGGCCUUGACUUUGUGCAACUUUUUAAUGAAGGAAAGGAAUUUCCACCAUGUACAAUUGAGGUUUUUAAAAUAAUGGAGAAAGUAGAUUAUCCCAGGAAUAAGAAUGAUGACGUUAUUGCUAUUAUUCACCCUAAACUGCAGGAUCAAGACUGGCAGCCACUGAACAAUGGUGAUCCUCUAUUUUUGACUCUUGAUGGAGAAGUAAUUGCAUAUAAAGAGGACUGUACAGUCUAUCCAACAUUUAUUAACGAAGCUGCAUAUUAUGAAAAGAAACAAGCUUUUGUAAAAACAGUAAAAAUGAAGCUCACUGCAAAACACAUCAGAUCCUCAGUCUUACACCUGAACACUUAAAAGCUUAUUACAGAUUUUUCAAUACAAAAAGUGGAUUUCUUCUCUGUGAAAUCCAGUGUCAUUCAGUAGUAACUCAUGGAAUAAAUAAAUGCAGAGUCUAAUUUUAAAUUGUAAUUUAAUUAACGUUGCUGAGCACUUU
Gymnogyps californianus (California condor) is the source of this 1111-nucleotide messenger RNA. RefSeq names its product aspartoacylase (gene ASPA). The transcript is spliced from 6 exons. Bases 16 to 972 code for a protein of 318 amino acids. NCBI's taxonomy places the organism in Eukaryota, Metazoa, Chordata, Aves, Accipitriformes, Cathartidae. Gene Ontology annotation, molecular function: hydrolase activity, acting on carbon-nitrogen (but not peptide) bonds, in linear amides; hydrolase activity, acting on ester bonds. The record is from RefSeq and is a predicted model, not a curated record.